Molecule: messenger RNA, 1152 nt
Organism: Cyphellophora europaea CBS 101466
Lineage: Eukaryota; Fungi; Ascomycota; Eurotiomycetes; Chaetothyriales; Cyphellophoraceae
Exons: 1
Coding region: 1-1152 (383 amino acids)
Source: RefSeq, a predicted model, not a curated record
AUGGCGGACGUGGUUCUGCUCCUGCUACGCCUCGUCCUACGAGUGCUGCAGAUAAAGCUUCGACUGCGACCCAGCCUCCAAGGGCUGAUGAAGCUGUCGAAGCCCUCCGCCUCCGUGUCGGAAGGAGGUGCAGAGAAAAGCUGUUUGCCGAGCUAUACGCUGUCAAUGCCGCUAACGGUACAGCACUCUGACGUCAAGAAGUACAUGUUGGCCGUAGAGAAUAGUUCUGACAGCACCGGUGGCAGCCGAAGCCCAGCAGGUAACCUGUCCCGCCUGGAAGGCAGCUUCACGGACCCGGCGCACACGACCCUGUUCUUGGCAGCUAUGGCGCAGCCAGCUUCUCUCAUUCUUCUCGCUCAGAGCGACUGCCCGGUGCAGCCACUCGGUGCAGUUAACGUACGUAACCGCUUCGAACUACUGAAUCGCAAUCUCGGCCAGCAGGUUAUCAACGCCGCAUGCCGUUCGGAGAGCAUGCCUUACCCGUCGGAAGUCCGCGCAAGAUUUCUUCCCGUCACAAGGAUUGUGAAGAGGGGCAUCGAAGUUGAUGUUUCCGUUUCUGUCGUUGCACUACCUCGGGGUGAUGCUAAGGGUGAGAUUGAGAUGUUCAGGCAGGUCUUCACCAUUCUCGAAUUUGUGCGAUGGUCCAAAAUCGACAUGUCUGACAGUCGUACGACGGCAGAAACCAUCCACACUAAAGAUUCAGAGCGUGUGGGUGCAAACCACCCCGACGCUGUCCCUGGAGAUGCACGAAACGAUGCUCGAGCACUUUGCAGAAUGGGAGCUCAAGAUCCAAGGCUCUGGGCUGCGUUGUGUCGCGACUACAAUCCAAUCCACCACCUAGCUCUUGCUGCUCGUUUGGCAGGGUUUGCUGGCAAGAUUGCGCAUGGCAAUCAUGUCGUGGCCCGCGUCUUCAGUGAGCUGCAGGGUCAAAGGCCGCAAUGGACUUCCCCGGACGAUAAAACAUCAGGUUCUCUAGUCAUGGAAGUUGCUUUCAGAAAGCCUGUCGUCGUGCCUUGUGUCCUGCAAAUACAACUUCACACCCCAAUAUUCGCAAGCAACGAGCCACAUCCACUAACACAAUCGACGCGGACAACAAUUUGCAAAGACGACAAAGUGUUCAUUGAGGUCUUUCUCAAAAGCUACCCGGCGUAA